Messenger RNA from Olea europaea var. sylvestris, 804 nucleotides. RefSeq lists its product as uncharacterized. The annotation marks the transcript as partial. NCBI's taxonomy places the organism in Eukaryota, Viridiplantae, Streptophyta, Magnoliopsida, Lamiales, Oleaceae. Gene Ontology annotation, molecular function: zinc ion binding; nucleic acid binding. The record is from RefSeq and is a predicted model, not a curated record. The transcript is spliced from 2 exons.
UGGUAUCAGAGCCACUUUGGCCUUAGAACACGAAGAAAGGAAGAAGGGCAGACUCUGCUGAAGCAACAUAGUGAGGAGAUUGCUAAGAAAUUUAAGGCUCUUUCUUGCAUACAAUCUGUUGUCUCAGAUGCCAUUUUCACAAGGAUUAUAACUUGUGAAACUGCAAAAGAAGCCUGGGAUAGAUUACGGGAGGAAUUUCGAGGCAAUGAAAGGACAAGACAGAUGCAAGUGCUGAACCUAAGAAGGGAGUUUGAAACUCUGAAGAUGAAGGAAUCAGAAGCUGUCAAAGAAUUUGCUGAUAGACUGAUGAAGAUAGUUAACCAAAUCAGGUUGCUAAGUGAUGACUUGCCAGACAGGAGAGUAGUAGAGAAGGUCUUGAUCAGCUUGCCUGAAAAAUUCGAAGCCAAGAUCUCCUCACUUGAAGAUUCCAGGGAUCUGGCCAGCAUGUCAUUGUCUGAGCUAGUCAAUGCUCUUCAAGCCAUAGAACAAAGAAGAUUGAUCAGACAAGAAGAGCAAGUCGAGGGAGCCUUGUUUGCUAAAGGAAAAUACAAAGCUCAAACUAGUUAUGGGAUGAAAAAACCAUUUAAUGAGAAGAAGGGUGCUGAAAGCAACAAAAAUUUUGGUGAAGGAAAGAAGUAUCCACCAUGUCCUCAUUGCAAAAAGACAAGACAUUCACCUAAAUGGUGUUGGUUCACGCCUGGAGUACAAUGUAGGGCUUGCAAACAAUUUGGUCACAUUGAGAAGGUAUGCAAAAGUAAGAAGGAAAAACAGGACAUGCAGCAAGCUCAAGUUGCUGAGAAUUGA